AUGUCGUCGCGCAAGAGAAAGGCUGGAGACGAGGAGGAGGAGCUCGUCAGCUUGCCAUCCGGCGAUGAGGAAUCCGAAGAAGAGUAUGUUAGCGACGAGGAGGAUGAGGAUGAUUAUGAAGACGAUGAGGAGCAGGAAGAGGACGAGGAGGCCCCAGCUGAUGACAAAGCCCCUCCUGCGAAGAAAGCCAAGACCGCCCCGGCCGAGGAGCAGGAGGAACCCGAAGAGGAAGGUGAGGAAGACCAGGAAGAACCCGAAGAGGAGUUCGACGAGGACGCCGGCGGCGCCGAAGAUGACGACGACGCCGAAGUGGUUGGUAAUGGAACCGAGAAGGCCACGGCCAAGGCCACCGACGCCCCUGAGGUCGUCGAGGACGAGGAAGAGGAGGUGGCCGCAGGUGAGGAUGACGAGGAAUAA
This is a messenger RNA of Diaporthe amygdali, 417 nucleotides long. RefSeq lists its product as uncharacterized. The transcript has 3 exons. Bases 1 to 417 code for a protein of 138 amino acids. The record is from RefSeq and is a predicted model, not a curated record. NCBI's taxonomy places the organism in Eukaryota, Fungi, Ascomycota, Sordariomycetes, Diaporthales, Diaporthaceae.